Messenger RNA from Salvelinus namaycush (lake trout), 5250 nucleotides. RefSeq names its product protein-methionine sulfoxide oxidase mical2b-like. Gene Ontology annotation, molecular function: protein binding; FAD binding. The coding region runs from base 305 to 4762 and encodes 1485 amino acids. The transcript has 29 exons. The record is from RefSeq and is a predicted model, not a curated record. NCBI's taxonomy places the organism in Eukaryota, Metazoa, Chordata, Actinopteri, Salmoniformes, Salmonidae.
AAUAGUCAACUGACUUAGGUAGAAGUUGGAUACCUUGAAGUUUAUUGCUCGGUGGAAACGUUGUUUAUUCUGGAUAAAACAAGGCGUUUUGAUUAGGACAGCUGUCAUUUUGAAGUUCGUUUCAAUUGACACACAGAUGUAAGUGAAUGACAGUCUGUUUCUCAUUUGAGCGUGAGUGUACGACUGACCGACUAACUAUUCAGAACCCGGUGAGAUGGCAGUCGGAUCCUAGUCUAACUAAGCCUGUGAGCAGCUGGAGACAGAGCGAGGGAGUGACGGACAGAUCGAGUCUCCAAAACAGAAGAUGGGUGAAAAGGAUGAUGAGAGGAGCGCCCAGGCAGGGCAGCUCUUUGAGAACUUUGUCCAGGCGUCCACAUGUAAGGGCACUCUGCAGGCCUUUAGUAUCCUAUGCAGGCAGAUGGAUCUGGACCCGCUGGACUACAGGAACUUCUACAGCAACCUCAAAGCCACGGUCACCAAUUGGAAGGCCAAGGCCCUCUGGACCAAACUGGACAAAAGAGCCGGCCACAAGGAGUACAAGAAAGCCAAAGCCUGUGAGGGCACCAGGUCUUUGAUCAUUGGAGGAGGGCCCUGUGGCCUGCGCACAGCCAUAGAGCUGGCUCUGCUGGGGGCCAAGGUGGUGGUGAUUGAGAAGAGGGACACCUUCUCCAGAAACAACGUGCUCCACCUGUGGCCCUACACCAUCCAUGACCUCAGGGGCCUCGGGGCCAAGAAGUUCUAUGGCAAAUUUUGUGCCGGAGCCAUAGACCACAUCAGUAUUCGCCAGCUCCAGCUCAUGCUGCUGAAGGUCUCCCUCAUCGUGGGAGUGGAGGUCCAUGUCAACGUGGAGUUUGUUAACCUGCUGGAACCACCGGACAACCAGGAGAAUGAAGGGCCUGGAUGGAGAGCUGAGAUUAGACCAUCAAACCACCCCCUCACUGACUAUGAAUUUGACGUGGUGAUCGGUGCGGAUGGACGCAGAAACACGCUAGAUGGUUUCAAGAGGAAGGAGUUCCGGGGUAAGCUGGCCAUCGCCAUCACAGCCAACUUUGUCAACAGGAACACCACGGCCGAGGCCAAGGUGGAGGAGAUCAGCGGAGUGGCCUUCAUCUUCAACCAGAAGUUCUUCCUGGAGCUCAAAGAGGAGACAGGGAUUGAUCUGGAGAACAUUGUGUACUACAGAGACAACACACACUACUUUGUGAUGACUGCAAAGAAGCAGAGUCUGCUGGACAAGGGGGUCAUCAUUCAUGAUUACAUUGAAACAGAGAAGCUGCUGGGCCAAGACAACGUGAACCAGGAGGCUCUUCUCUCCUACGCCCGUGAGGCGGCCGACUUUGGCACCAACUACCAGCUGCCCUCUCUAGACUACGCCAUCAACCACUGCAACCAGCCCGAUGUGGCCAUGUUCGACUUCACCUGCAUAUACGCCUCAGAGAAUGCGGCGCUGUUCAGGGAGAAGUGCGGACACCAGCUACUGGUGGCUCUGGUGGGGGACAGUCUACUGGAGCCCUUCUGGCCCACGGGGACAGGCUGUGCUAGAGGGUUCCUGGCUGCCUUUGACACGGUGUGGAUGGUGAGGGGCUGGGCGCAGGGCAAGACCCAUCUGGAGAUCCUGGCAGAAAGGGAGGGCCUCUACAGGCUAUUACCCCAAACAACGACAGAGAACAUCUCAAAGAACUUUGAUCAGUACACCAUAGACCCGGUAACACGGUACCCCAACCUCAACUCCAGCUGUGUCAAGCCACAUCAGGUGCGUCACCUGUUCAUAGACGGGCAGCAGGACUCCUGUACUCUGGAGCGGGGUGGACCCACACGUAGUUCUGUCAAUCUCUCCAGACGAGAGUCGGACAUCCGGCCCAGCCGCCUCCUCACCUGGUGUCAGAAGCAGACACAGGGGUACAGGGGUGUGGAUGUCACCAACCUCACCUCUUCCUGGAAGAGUGGCCUAGCACUCUGUGCUCUUAUACACCGCCUCCGGCCAGACCUCAUUGAAUUUGACUCCCUGAAUGAGAAGGACUCGGCCAAGAACAACCAGCUGGCCUUUGACAUAGCAGAGCAUGAGUUUGGUAUCCAGCCUGUGACCACGGGGAAGGAGAUGGCUCUGGACCAGGACCCAGACAAGCUGAUGAUGGUGCUGUACAUAUCCAAGCUUUACGAGAUGUUCCGCAACUCGCCUGCAUCCAUCACUGGUACAAGGGAAACGGAUGAGAACAACAAAGCGUAUUCAUCGGAGUCUGCAUACUCGGUUUACAACUUAAUGAACCGAACACAGCCCAAAAAAAGGAUCCCAAAGGAUAACGGUAAGCUGGAGGAGAACGACCCGAUGAACAAAAGACGAAGAAAGGGCAGCACCUAUUUAGAGGAGUUGUCCUGUCAGAGUGCCCCCCCUGCAGGUGACGGCGGGGAGCAGAAUAAAGUGCGCUCAAUGGCCACACAGCUACUGGCCAAGUUUGAAGAGAAUGCAUCGCCCGGUAGUUCCCUGCGCAAUAAGUGUAUCGUGCGGAAGGAGGUCCCUCAGAACCUGGGAGGCAGUGACACGUGUCACUUCUGCUCCAAGCGUGUGUACGUGAUGGAGCGACUCAGCGCUGAUGGCCACUUCUUCCACAGGGAGUGUUUCCGCUGUGACGUCUGCAGCUCCACACUACGCCUGGGAGGACACGCCUACGACUCCCAACACGGCAUGAUGCUGACACACCCAGACACCAGCCACUCUCCCACCUGGGGACAGAAGCUGUUUGUGAAUACGCAGGAGGACCAGGGACGUCUGACGUCUUCGCCAGACCGGAGUGACCCCUACUCGGCCACGGACAGCCUGCAGAGCCAGCCCUCAGGUACCCUGAGUUCCUUCCUUAGGAGAAGCCUGCGUUGGCCGCUGCACGCGGGCCGGGCAGUGUGUGGGACGCCCUGCCAGCUGGCCCGCUGGGUGCAUGGGGCGGUUGGCCAGGCAGGGCUCCACCUCAUAGACCACUCAGAGGACUACGGCUUCCUGUACGAGCUGCUGAGUCUGGGCAUGCCCCUACUGAGCAUACUGCACGAGCUCCUGGGCCAGAUGUACAUGGAGGCUGAGCAGCCUCAGCCUCACGAAGGGUACACAGGCCUGUUGAAUGGACUGUACACCCGCAUGGUGCCUGAGGUGGCAGAGGAGGAGGCCGUGGACCUGGACAUGCCUGACUCCAACAGGACUGCCGACUCGAAGAAACAGGACAACUCGAAUACUUCUCUCCAAGCACAAGAUUCUGCACAAGAGAAGAAAGCUCUCCCUCUCAUCCUGGUGAGGCACUUCUCGCAUGAAAACGCUACAGAAAAAGAGGAGCCCAUCAUUGAAGAGGCCAACUUUGAUUUCAACGUGAUUGAACCACCAGUCUCCCAUGAUGGUCCUAAACUACCUCCAGAUUCUCCGAAUCAGAAUCCAUCGAUGGGUAAAGAAGCGCCUCCUGUCACCAAAGUGCCACAGCUGGAGGAAGCAGUCGGCCCAAAGAAGAGGCUGACCCUGUCCCUGUCUGAGAAACAGAAGCUCCUAGACUGGAACCUGGUUACUCCAGAAGAGGCCCGAAGCCCUGGAGGAGGAGACCCAUCCAAACACUCCAAACCUGGGGACCAGAUCCUCCAGAAGGACCCAUUGCCUCAGGUAGACCCAGAGGCAGAGCCAGUCCCAGCUCAGCCCCAGCCGACAACGUCCAUGUUCCAGAUUUGGGCAAAUGUCUUCAGAAGAUCUUUUGGAGUACCAGGGACAACCACAGACUCCAACACAGUUGUCACCAGGAGGAACAACAACGGGCCCACCAAGCCCAGGCCUCUGUCUGACGGCGCCUUCAGCUUUUACUCCCUGUUUGGGGCUACUGCCCAAAGCCAGGAGACCGAGCCAGUGGGAGUGGGUCAGAAGAGCCAGCCGACCCCACACCCAUGCAAGGCCUCCAUGGGUGAUAGACCCGCAGACCUGCCCACGCUACUGGACCAGGUGUCCCUAGGCAGCAACAAGUCCGUGGGAUCCUUCACCACAGACGACAUGGCCUCACUGCCGCCCAGGAAGCUCAACUUCUUCUCCUACCUUAGGCUGAAGAAGAGAGAGGGGCCGGAGAGCGUGGGAGCGGGGGUUCUGGAGAAGGACAUCACGACCAUCCUGUCCAACAUCAGGAACAAAGCCUCCAGCGAACAGCAGAAGGAUGAGUCCAACUCCUCAAGUGACGAUGAGCUUGUCCCAGCCAAACCUUUGUCCCACUCAGAGAGACAGAGGAGGAGGCAGGAGAAGACUGUGAUUCAACAGGACAAGAGAGAGCAGCUGAAGAGACUCCACAGAGCCCAGGUCAUACAGAGGCAGCUGGAGGAAGUGGGGGAGAAGCAGAAGGACCUGGAGGAGAGAGGGGUGACCAUUGAGAAGGUCCUUCGAGGCGAAUCCCCAGGUGAUGGUCUCUCUGAUGAGCACGAGCUCCUUCAAAUGUGGUUCAAGCUGGUCCUGGAGAAGAACAGACUGGCACGCUACGAGGAGGAGCUGGUCAUAUUUGCUCAGGAACUCGAGCUGGAGGACAGACAAAGUCAACUACAGAUGGAUCUACGAUGCAGGAUGUCCAUAGACGAUUCCAGGAAGAGCUCCGGUGAGCUGGCGGAGGAACAGGAGAUGCUGACAGAGAUCAUGAAGGUGGUGGAGAGGAGAGACACUCUGGUCAGCCUGCUGGAGGAGCAGCGGCUGCAGGAGAGGGCUGAGGACAGAGACCCGGAGAGCCUGGUACUGUCUAGAGGCUACCAGUUCCACUGGACCUGAAGAGAAUCAGCCCUCUGGGGCAGGGAAAAGGCUACAGCACCAUGCAGCUCCACAGGCAGAAGAGACAAGUGACUUCACUACUAGUGACUACCCUACUGGAUUUGGCCGCACGUGGCAUGAUGACCCUUUUGAAUAUGUAUAUCAAUUUGACUUGUCAAUUCCUACUUGAGGACCACACCUCUUAUGGACCUGAGGGUUGUAUGUCAAGUGUCUGUAUAGGCUAGUCUCUCGAGACAGCCUUCAGAGAUUACUGUAUGCCUUACCAAGAAAACCUCUGAAUGUAUGCAGCCUUAUAAAUAGAAUAAUAUAAAACACUUUGUCAGUUGCACUGGAAAGCACUUAUAAACACUACAGAAACCCAAAGAUUCAGCCUAUCAAAUGUGUUUUCCCUCUCAAAGAAAGAUAUUGCUUAUGUACAGUACCAGUCAAAAGUUUGGACACACCUACUCAUUCCAGGGUUUUUCUUUAUUUUUACUAUUUUCUACAUU